UCAAAAUUAAUCCAAAUUUUAACAAAAAAAAAAAAUUAAAAAAAAAAUUCUUGCUACAACCGGUCUGUUCGAUUCAUAAGUAAAUGUUUUUUUAAAACUUCCGUUCCAGAUAGACUUAAUUGAAAUUCGAGCCAAAUAUUCCUUUGCCGUUAAAUACUCUAGUAAAAAAUUGCAUCCAAAAUGCAAAGUGGCGUCACAUGUACUUGUUCAAAGCCUGGAUAUCCUUGCCGACUACAUAAGUUUGUGGAUUACCGCAAUCCUGAUGGAACAUUUUCUAAAAUAUUUUCUUUGAGGAACAUCCACAGAGAUGAGGAUAACGAGAAUUCAGAUUUGGGUUCGGAAAUAAGCUCAAAUUCAUUGGGUCAAGGGUACCUAUCCGAAAAUGAGGCGAUAAGGAAAAAGGCUGGAUAUAGUCUUCCACAGACACACCGGGUUCCGCGAGUAGCUCAAUCGUCCAACAACCCAGUUCCCUUUCAGUCAACAAUAAAUAAUACAAGCGCAAGGAAAACAGCUUCACGAACAAGUGCGAAUCCCUCGCUGGCCUCCUCUCUACCACCCCAAAGAAUUUAUGCAGGAUCAGAAACACGAAACCCUAACAUGCCUCUACCAAGCAGCAGAGACUCAGAUUCCUCACCCGUAAAGGCAAGUGCGACGGUCUACCGAAACCAAACAGCUUCUUGCGAUGCAUCUUGCCAACAGUGCCACAACAGACUUCAGGGAGCGUUUAACCGGUCUUCUGCAGGUGCUCAAGAUCCGCUUUAUAAUCAGCUUCGCGUUCCAGCGAAUAAAGGUGGUGCCGAUGAAACAGACGCCAAAGAAAGAGAUAAACAAGUAUACCUCGUAGACUCGGCUGCAUCUGUGCGCAGUUAUCGUGUAAAUGUCUUCAAAGACGGGAGCAAAGUUACGGAGUCGCGAACAUUUGAAACUACCGUUUAUAAACAAAGAAGUCUUCAAGGUUCAAACGAGCAAAUUUGCUCCAAAACACAGGCAAAACAGGGCUACUCGGCACCAGAAGCUUCUACCCCUCGCUGGCAACCAAUGCAACGAAAUCCAGCCACGCCAUCAGCCACGCGUACUUCGAUACCCAAAUGUUGUCAUUUGGGUAAAUCUAAUAUCAAGCCGAAGCAAGGAUGCACUUCUCAAAGACCAUCUUCUCUAUCACAUGCCACUUGCAGAUGUCAAAUGAAUCCCUCAUUUGUCCAACAAACUGGACCAGCAACUAGACCAUCUAGUUUUCAGCCAUCUAGUCUUACAUGCAAAUGCGAAAGUCAAAGGUUUCCAAAAAAUGAAAAGGAUCAAUACAACCCACCUCCUCUGAAUAACGUAUAUCUUUGUUAUGCAUGUCAAUUAAAACUGUUUCAAUCUUUCAGUCGAUUAGCGUCUGAUUGUUGCAGAAAGGAGACUACCCCCGCAUGUUGUAAACUUGGAAAUGAAUUCAACCAACCUCCUGCCGAUCCAAAUAUUCCACCAUGUGGCAAAGCAGAAACAAAGUCACCAACCGAGAAGGGCAGUAAUUUGUGUUGCAAAUGCAAGCAGGAGAUUGAAGAUGCAGCGGCUCAAAAAGCCACUGAGAAGUCAGACGAAGCGAAAGAUCAUUGUCCAACGAGAGGUGAAUUGAGUAAUGUUCUGGACGCGACCCUCAAAGGUUUGGAUCAAGCAGUUCAAUCAUUACAGAAAUCGAAAGCGGAAGAAAAAGAAGAUAUUCCUAGCGAUCCCCAAGAAUUGAACAAAACAUUAAUGGAAAAACUAGACACCAAUCAACAGCAACUAGAACUGCUGCGAGGGGCGGUUCAGAGUAUGAUCCAGGAAUUGCGCGCUCUCAUAGAGACCGAUACGGAAAAAUCUUUACAUUUGAAAACACUUCUGGAAAAUCUUCAAGAAGGGGAUUUCAGUGAAGUUUCAAUGAAACGUUUACUGAGUGCAUCGUCGAAAGCACGCACAAGUGCCGACAACCAAACGGAUACAAAGAACUUAGCGUCAUCAGGCGAAGAAGCUGGCGCAAAAGAUGCACCAGUACCACCCAACGACACACCAUCAACCCCCAAUGAUGCACCAUCAACACCAAAUGAUGCACCACCACCCCCUACUGAUGUGAAUCAAACAAUCCCUGUUGUUAGAGAUUCAGGCAGCCCCAAGGAUUCUUUAUCGGAAAAUGGAUCAAAUCGAAGCAAAGCCGAGCAGACAUCCGCGAAGUUCCCGGGGUCAGUAAAGGAUAAGUCAUCCUUAGAUGGGAAACUUCCUCAACAAGGAGAGGAAAAUGAAAACCAUGCAAGAGAUGCUGCUCCUGAUACUGAUCCAGCAGAUGAACGAGAGAAAAACAACCGAGAAGAACCAAAAGGAUCAGAGGACCCAGGACAGUUAAAAGGAACAGAACCAACAACCCCAGAAGAUGGGUUAAAACAAACGGAAGAAGCAAACGAAUAACACAUUCAUAUUGGCUUGGACAAAAAUAAGAUAAGAUACUCCACGCGGAAAGCUUUAAGUCCCACAAUUUAAGCUCUCCUUUAUCCGCGCCACAAGUCAGCUUCGAAUUUGAAAGUGUUUCGUUAAAAUGAAGCUUUGGACUAAACUUUUCGACUUUAAUAUUUAGAUAAUAAGUAGUUACUGAUUUAGUGAUU
Hermetia illucens (black soldier fly) is the source of this 2618-nucleotide messenger RNA. RefSeq lists its product as uncharacterized. The transcript is spliced from 4 exons. Bases 181 to 2424 code for a protein of 747 amino acids. NCBI's taxonomy places the organism in Eukaryota, Metazoa, Arthropoda, Insecta, Diptera, Stratiomyidae. The record is from RefSeq and is a predicted model, not a curated record.